Sardina pilchardus (European sardine) is the source of this 1198-nucleotide messenger RNA. Its product is annotated as carbohydrate sulfotransferase 6-like. Gene Ontology annotation, molecular function: N-acetylglucosamine 6-O-sulfotransferase activity. The transcript has a single exon. The record is from RefSeq and is a predicted model, not a curated record. The coding region runs from base 1 to 1188 and encodes 395 amino acids. Gene Ontology annotation, cellular component: trans-Golgi network. Gene Ontology annotation, biological process: N-acetylglucosamine metabolic process; sulfur compound metabolic process. NCBI's taxonomy places the organism in Eukaryota, Metazoa, Chordata, Actinopteri, Clupeiformes, Clupeidae.
AUGUUAAGCUGUUUCCACCAGUUCCCGGUGAACACCCCCUUGACUCCGGUGAACAACCCCUCACCCCCGGUGACCACCCCCUCGCUUUUGGUGAACACCCCCUCGUCCCCAGCAAGCAUCCCCGCACCUCCAGUGCAGCGCAAGGUCCACGUGCUGCUACUGUCGUCAUGGCGAUCCGGUUCAUCCUUCCUGGGCCAAGUGUUUAGCCAGCACCCGUCCGUCUUCUACCUAACGGAACCAGCAGGGCACGUGUGGAGGGCACAGGGGAACACGGCACGGGGCCGGCGCAGGGCCACGCGUGACCUGCUGCACCGGUUGCUGCGGUGCGACCUGUCCGUCAUCAACUCCUACCUGUUGCUCAUGUGGAGCUACAGCCGGGCGCUGUGCUCGCCGCCGGCGUGCGCGCUCACGCCGCGCGACUCCCUCAGCAACCAGACGGAGUGCCAGAAGCACUGCGGCAGCCGAGGCCUGGCGAAGGCCGAGGAGGCGUGCCGCAGCUACUCGCACGUGGCGCUCAAGGAGGUGCGCCAGUUCGAGCUGGAGUCGCUCUACCCGCUGCUGCGCGACCCGACGCUCGACCUGCGCAUCGUGCACCUGGUGCGGGACCCGCGGGCCGUGUGGCGCUCGCGUAACGAGUCGGCCUCGUCGUUUUACCUUGACAACGCGCUGGUGCUGGAGCAAGGUGACGGCAGGGGAGCCGAGGUGGAGUACCGCGUCAUGCAGGAGGUGUGCCGCAGCCACCUGCGCAUGCACGAGACGGCGCUGCUCAAGCCGCCCGACGUCCUGCGCGGUCGCUACAAGAUGGUGCGCUUCGAGGACCUGGCGCGUGACACGCUCGCGCAGGUGGAGGCCAUCUACCGCUUCACGGGCCUGGAGAUGACGCAGCAGCUGCGGGACUGGGUCUUCCGCAUCACCCACGGCAAAGGCACGGGCGCCAGGAAGGACAAUUUCCAGAUCACCUCACGCAGCGCUGAGGACGUGGCGCGUGCCUGGCGAACAACCAUGCCCUUCGAGGCGGUGCAGCGCAUCCAAAAGGACUGCAAGGACGCCAUGUCCCUGUUGGGCUACCGUACGGUGGGCAGUAAGACGGAGCAGCGACAGCUGGACCUGGACUUGCUGUCCCCACAGGAACCCUACCAGUUCAGUUGGCUGCCGUCCAAGACCACUGAGCGUCCCAGUGAUGGCUAGCAGUAGCACC